UAUUGAAAGUCUGUGGCUUGUGUGCUGACUGGAAAAUUGUGCAGAAAUCGUGGGAGUGGAGAGUUUUAUCGUAAUGUGUCAUUAUUUUCCUAACAGUUCACUCAGAGACGAAUUCAUUCGUUUGUAAACAUUACGUUAGUGUUCUCGUUCGGACCUUCAUCGAGUCACGCUUGGACGGUGAAGUAAAUGAAAUAGGUCAUUCAGAUUACAUACGAAGUGUCAUCUGAGUAAUUGUAUGGGCUGCAGACGUUGUUAAAUGAUGUUUUCCGGUUACAGUCUGUCUGCGUAACAGUUUGUUUUGGUUAUGGCUGAUAUUCGUUGUUGCUCUACAGGCAGCUUUAAUGCAAAUUAAUGGUCUACAGGAACUGCUGUUGAAAAGUGAUGAAUUUAUCAAAAAGGAUGUUUAUAUUAUUUUGAUGAUACACAGCCAGAGCGCAGAAACUGAAGAAUGGCUGCAACAUUCGACCCAUACGAUAGAUCAAGUUGGUACUUUGGUUCCAUGACUAGGAAGGAUGCUACUGAUCUCCUGAUGGGUGAAAGAGAAGGUGGUGUUUUCCUUGUGAGAGACAGCAAAACAAUCCAAGGGGAUUAUGUGUUGUGUGUUAGGGAAGAUAGCAAAGUGAGUCAUUAUAUUAUAAAUAGGCUUCAACAAGGGGACCAGACAAGAUACCGCAUUGGAGAUCAGAUAUUUCCGGACUUGCCAGCAUGCCUGGCAUUCUACAAGUUACAUUAUCUUGAUACUACGCCUCUUAUAAGGCCAGCUCCUCGGCGGGUUGAGAAAGUUAUUGCAAAAUAUGAUUUUGCUGGUAAUGAUGCUGAUGACCUACCAUUCAAGAAAGGUGAUAUAUUGACAGUGGUCUCCAAGGAUGAGGAUCAGUGGUGGACAGCUUGUAACAGCAGUGGCCAGACUGGAUCAAUACCUGUGCCAUAUGUUCAGAGGUACGAUGACAGCCAGCAGUGUGCGCCAGAAAUUCAUAGACCCGGAUCUGGUGGUGGAAAUCCAGUGAGCCAUCAACAAGAAGUUUCCAUUCGAAGAACAAAUAUACAGCGGAAGCUUCCUGCUUAUGCCCGUGUCAAACAGGCAAGAGUGCCAAAUGCCUAUGAUAAAACAGCAUUGAAGCUUGAGGUCGGUGAUAUCAUAAAAGUAACAAAAAUGAAUAUAAAUGGACAGUGGGAAGGAGAACUGAAUGGAAAGGUUGGCCAUUUCCCAUUUACACAUGUUGAGUUUGUUGACUCAGAAAACAAUGAUGGUACUGAUGAAAGUUAAGGUGGGUCCUUGAAGAAAACAAUGUAAAUUUUAUGAGAAAUGUGUGUAUCACACUAGGAUGAAUAAAGCAUACUAGAUGGGCUUUUCUAAAAUAUGCUGUAGUGGAGUUAGGAUUCAUUAUAACCAGAUACGCCAUUACUGGCAAUGAAAGGGCCUGGAAAAAAGUUCAUAAAAUUUUCUCUGGUUAAAAGGAAAUGAUAAGUCACAUAUAGUAAUGAAAUGCUCUGAAGUGGACACAGCAUUCCUAAUAGACAGAGAAAAUGCAGAAUGUUUGUAAAUUGGUUGCUGCAUAUUGCAAUCAAUCUGCUAUUCAUUACAGCUACUUUUGAAGUUUGAAAGACAAAAUUGGUUUCUAUGGUUGUCAGUCUGUGAGCACAAGGAAAACACCGGGGAGAACGUCAGAAAAUUUGAGCAUUUUCUGUUUUUUGUAAGAAUAAUAUUACACAUUCUGUUGUUUUAUCUCUUUAUGUACAGCUGAUAGCAAUUGAUACAUGCAGUCAAUAUGUGGAGCAGCUAUAGCAUGAUAGCUCUGUAAAGGAGUGGAAAGAUAGAAGCAAUAAGGUUCAUGAAUAAUUUUAUGUAUAUAAUACUAAAGAGGAACUUAUGAACUAAGCGUAAGUGAUGAACUUUUUUACGCAAUUUGAUUGAAGUUUGCUGAAUGUAGUGAACUGUACUUUGUAAAUUGCACCACUGUUUGUUUACUAAAAUGUGGCUUUUGUUGUCAUACAGAGCUCCACUUGUCUGUUUACGCUGUCUGGAUACUGUGAGGAUACAAUCCUGUUCACAUUUCAUUUUCAGUAUGAAAUAAUAAAACUGAGUUCUAUAACUUCUGUAAUUUGUUGGCACAUCUGACACGCAAUUAUGUUCCAUUAUGCUGCUUGCAUUUUAUAAAGUGCUGCUUUACUCUAAGAAUGUGUACAUCUGAACUGCCUCUGAGGAUUUUAAUAGCCUUACUAUAUUUUGUCAUAUAAUUAUCCACUGUUAUAGAAAAUAUAUUCUGCUGUGGUGGUUAACAGUGGAAAAUUCAGACUGAUAUAUAGAAGUUUUAAGACACGCUACUUGUUGUAAAUGGUUGAAGCAAAUCUUUCAGCAUAUUGAAUGUUGUGUGAGAUUGUAACUAAUUCCACACAUCUUGCUGACCUUUGUGUUUUGCUGGGUGUGAGUGACGAUAGAAUCUGCCAGUUGGACCUUUCUGUUGUGCCCACUUCUGAGUGACAUGCCUCAUGCACUGUUGUGCCUGUAGGUAAUAUAUCACUAUACGUAAUUGUCCUGAUUAUGUUAAACAUUGCUGUCUUCCAGUGAAAAAAAGUGGUCCAUGAAUAUUUGUAUACAAUAAGGGUAUCCUUUUUUAAGAUAAGUAUGUUUCUUGGUUCUAGAAUGGUAGGCUUUUGCUUGUGUUUUUGCUGCAGUAAUUAUACCAGUGUAAUUUACGUUAGCAACUGAAAAGAGUAUAUACACAAUUUAGUUUAUAUAUAUCAGUUAAACUAGCAAUCGUUGUUAUUGCCCUUUUUUAUGAGAUUCAUCUACAUUCUUCUAAAAUUCGCUUGUUGGUUUUAGCGACACUGCAAUGACUGCUGAUUAUAUAACACUCAGUAUGUUUAGUGACAGUUUGUAAAAAUGUCAUUGGGUAUAUUUUCAGAUUUUCUAAUUUUGAAACUUGGAAGUUUUAAUGUCUACAUGCAGUUAUUUCAGUAGCUAAUGAAGAGUUGUACUUGUGCAAUGUGUGUUAUGAGUUAUAUUGUCACUAAUUGAAGAUUUUUCUAAUGAUUCCUUGAAUCACAUUUAAAAAUAUUCAGUUAUGUUCAGAUCUGCUGUUUUGAUUCCCAACUGUCUCAUAAACUUUUCCAAGCCAUAAUUAUACAAAAGCUUCUAUUCAUGAAUUUUUUAAAAAUACUUUGGAUCAUAAAAUACAUUGCACAAAGUUAAAAUAAAGAACUCAAUUAUGGAAACUGUCAUACUGAAGGAGGGUCAGAAAUCUUAUUAUGCUACAGUUUGGUCCAAAAAUAAAAUAUUGAAUCUGAAUGUGAUGUAAAUUGCUAAUGUGAUAUGUCGGUGGUAUUUUCGUUACAUUCUGUAUGCAGCCCAUAUAGUUGUUUAGCUAGAAGGUAAAUUUAGCCUAGAUGUGGAUGUAAUUGUUUUAUGUGGGCAAGUAGUUCUGCAGAGAUGAUUGUGUGGCAGACUGUAUCACAGUGAUAUUAAAUGUGAAUCAGCAUGCGUGAAAAUUUGCUCAGAAAUCUGUAUUUAAUUAGAAUGUAAGGCAAUCUUCCUCAAUUAUAUCAAAUAUAAGGUAGUUUUGUCAACAGUUACCUAUAGUUCUGUUAAUGUACACUGUUCAGCUCUUUGCUCCAUGUGGUAUGUACAUUAUGAAUCUGAAAUAGAUUUACCAUUUUACAUAUUUAUAACAUACUGGAUAAUGCAUAUAAUUUGUUUGUUAUUUAUUAUGAGGGAAUCCAUGCACAAAACAUUAUUUUGCCAGCACUCAUAUUUGUCAAAACUGCUGGCUGCUAUAUCAACAAACGUAUACAAUGUCAUAUAUGACACUCAUUCUGUGAUCAUCAAGAAGAGUCAACUCAUUGAAUCCCACAAACUUGUGCAAGUACACCCAAAGAAUCUGAAACGUGUAGAAUUUAUUGAUUGUUCACAUGAAAAUCAAGAUCUGGAGCUUUUUAUUUAUAUUGAUUUAUCUAGUGUUCUGUACUGUCAGUGACAGAAGUCAUGUGAACAUUGUAUAUACAUGAAUAUGAUACUUCAAAGUACUACCUACAAACACUGAAAGUUAAGAAUUUGGGUUGCCUUAUAUUUCAUGUAACUGUGCUGACUGACUUAUAGGAAAAAUAUAUUUGAUGCAAAUUUUUUGAUAGGUGUACUUUUCCCAUCUACAAUCCGUGUAUAUUUUUUAUGUAUUUACGGACAACAUUCAUUACAAGUAUGUCAAGUGAACAAAUAGGAAACAUCAUUCUUAAAUUAUGUAAAUUAUGAAAGUGACCCAAAUUUAGCUCUUUGAAGACUCUUGAUGGACACUAUUUACAUGGCCCCUUGAAGCUUCAGAGCCACAGAUUAUGCCUGCAAGAAAGAAUGCAGUUAACACUUUUGUAAGUGGGUUUCAGAAAUGCCAGAAAGAUGUGCAUUAGUGAACAUUGUAACCUGUUUGCUCUCUAUAGCCCCACACCCCAUGCUUCAGUUGUUUACAUCUCGGGAAUUUCCACCACAAGAAGAGCUAACACCUGGGGAUCCAGUUUCUGCUACUAAUUAUCUUAAUAAUUGGCAUACGGGAAAUGAAAAGUUCACUUGUUGAGGUAAUACGUAUUGUGUUAAGUUUCUGUAUGUUACAAUGGGUAUUAUCAUAGCAAGGUAACUGUCACAUGUGGACUAACCUGAAAAUAUGUGUGAAAUACAUGCUCCAGGAUGCGUAAGUUAGCAAGAAAUAGUAGUAUGGUUCUGUUUGUGUAUGUGUCACGUGGUACGUUUCUUCUAGUUACUGUCCAUUUUCUGCCCAAGUCUUUGUAGCACAUAUCACUCUAGUUGCUGCAAAAUAUGCUAUAGUUGGAGUCACGAAUGAUGGCGGUCGAGUUUAGGCUUGUUCUGCGCACCUAUGUUGCACAUUCUCAGACAGCCAAUGAGCGUUCAGUAGUGUUCUGAGCACUCUGUUGUGGAUGUUGUAUGCAAUGUUAGCAUUAUAUGUUAUCAUAACAUGUUAUCGGGUGAAGUUUUGUUCCAUUUGUUGCGAGUUAUCAUGGCUGAUGGUGGUUGCGAGUGACAAAUUCCACACAAGCAAACAAGAGACAUAAUUUGCAGGACACGUGCUUGCUUCAAGUGCAAAGCCCUUCUGUGCACGUACCACAACUGUCGCUUGCAAUCGGUGACAAUGCAGUCCCCAUCUCUGUCUUGACCUGUGUGAACCGCCAUAGUUUGUGGAUCAGACUAUAGUAGUAGAUGUGAUUAAUGAUUGUUUAAUAGAGAAAAAUGUGCUAAUGGAGUAUAAAUUUGAAAUGCAGCAAGCCACAAGACUAUUAGGGAGCUACCCUAAAGGGGGGGGGGGGGGGGAGAUCUCAAAUACAGCAGUAGAGUGAAAUUAAUUCACUUACUGCAUUAAUUAAUUAAUGUUGGCCUGUUUCAGUCGUCUUGCAUUCCUAACCAAUAAUAUGUUUAUAGCAAUGACUGCCCAAUGUAAAACAGUAGGAGGUUUUUGUGUAGCUAGCAGGAUAUUCUUAUUUCCAACAUUUUAUUAGCUGUGUCUGUACCAUUUUAUGUAUUAUUAACAACGAUGCAUAGUAAGCACUCUGCAUCUUUGUUAAUAAAAAUGUAAAUCUGCUGCAAUGGAAGUUACAACUGUACGCAUCAAAGGCUUUUGUUCAGCCACAAGAAGAUGAGAUCAAAACUAAGUAAUUUUGCUUUGAGCCCACAUAUAAUCAUUUGAACAGUGAAGACUGAAAAAUAAGUGGUAUUAUGCAUGAAACUGAAGAUGUAAACUGAAAAAUAAGUUGUGGAUCAGUAAAAAGAAAUUGAUGUUGGUGUGCAAAAAUUCUAUUUCAUAAUUUAUUACUCGUUUUUAGUAUACUGGAUCAGUAGAAUGUUAACACUGGAAAAUAUCCAUACAGAAAUGCAGUCCAAAAUAUGUUGGCAAUAGAUCUUUCUGUAGAACCACAUUCUAAAUGUUCAGAUCAUAAUCAUUACUUGGAAUCAUAAAAUGUCAUGGGAUUUGACGACAGACGGAUAACUUGUAUCGGCUGCCAUGAUGUCACUCAAGAUCAGCCACAUUUUACGUUGUACAUUUGACAUCAUUUAGGAUGGAACGAUUGACUUUAUCAAAAUGGAAUUUUGACAAAUUACUUUAAUUUUAUGCUAUAAAGCUUGCAUUGUAGACAUUUUGUUUCCAUAGAAAUAUUAGCUGCCCACAAACUCGUGGUAGAAAAUGAACAUAUGACACCUAGGAUUAGAGCCAUGAGUUUGGACAAAGCAAAUGAGUACAUAUCUCCAUUUUCCUAGACAGAUGUUUGUCAACUGACAAGAACAAAUAUGUUUUGUUAUCCUGGGACUUAAUUUUUAGUUUCUUUUUAUUCUUAUGGCAAACUGAGAGACCGUAAUCAUCCACUGUUGUUAAAAAAGUACAAUUGAAUGCUUUUGUGUUAUUGAUAUAUAAUAAUUAGCUAUUCUGCUUGAUUAAUGAUACAUUUUAGUUGCCUUCAACCUUUCCAGGGAUCAGUAUGUUCCUAAUAGUCCCUAGUAAUAUAUUUUUUUCACUGCCACCAGCAAUUUUGCCAAAGACCUUCCCCCUAGAAUCAGAUGCCUUAAAAUCAGAAUUUGUGUAUUCCCUAAUAUGCUGCAGUGAUUAAGUUUUGUAAUAAGCCACUGAUAAAUAUAAAUAUGAUUUGAUACACUGGAGAAUGUAAACUAGAAGUUCUAUCUUGUAUAUGAUUUUCCCCAACCCCCAUUUAGGUCAUAUGUUGAACUGACGUCUUGUAUCUACUUUGUAUUUGAUAAACACUGUUGAAUACAAAGACUUGCAGUUCCCAACGGCUACAAAUACGUUUUUGUUUUGCAGUUAAUUUAUCUGAAAUCCUUUUCAGUCACAUUAGGCACCUUCCAUUGCCCACCACAUUAAACAUUGUGUGCAUGCACGUAUAUUACUGUAUACUUUAUGAUACUAUAAAGAAAGAUAUAAUAAGUGAUACCAUAAAAAUUUGUUUGGGUUAAUUCAGAAAACAUGUUGGCAUGACUGGAAAAUUGACUUGCAAAAUACACAUAGACAUUGCAAAACAAUUUUAUGAAAAUGACAGGCUGGCUUCCCAAGGUUGUACAUGUAGGAUGUUAACUAAGUCAGUAAGUCAUUUUCUUAUUUUGAUGUAAGAAACAAUGAUGUGUAAAAGGUGUAAGUAAGGUAAUACGUGUUCUCUGUGUGUUUACGGGUGUUCUUUCAAGAACAUGGGGUUGAAAUUUUACACUGCUUUGAAUCUGUUAGAGCGCUUAUGGAUGGCACUGAAGUCUAUGAUUAAAACUUUGUUGUAGAUAGAUGUAGCAAUUUCAUGUGAAAGCAGAAAAAGUGUGUGUGCCAAAUUACUAUCAGGAACAGAAAAACAAAGGGGAAACCUUGCUGUAACAAUACAGUGUGAGAGGUUGAUAAAAUUGAGACUAAUGUGUUAUUCAGAAAACAGUUGGCCUGGAGAGAAAAUGAAUGUGUUGCUAAAUGUUGGUUGGGUAAGAGUGUCAUGCACAUAAAAAAAAUUGCACAAUAGAGCGAAUUGAUUAAUCCAGAAUAUGAAAUAAUGUAUGAGGGAUGUCUGAAGUGGGAGUAUUACUAAUAUGGAAAGGGAAAUGUAGGGGCAAGCAGUCAGGAUAAAUGGACUCUUAGUGAAAAAGUAAAACAGUAAUAAUGUUAGUUCAUUAACAUAUUAUACAUUAACACUGUUGGAUGAGUAAAAAAGAAGCAGCAGGUAACUGAAAAUAGUUACAAAUUGUCAAGUGUUUGAAAAGGGUGAAGUAAGACUCUGGAUCAGUUAAAAGUGCAUGGUAUUGAUGGGUAUUAUAAAGUUGACAUGCUGUGAAAACUGUCCAUUCUAGAUUUAUACCAAAGACCAUAAGGAAUUAAGGAAUAAAAAAAGACCUCUUAACAAAUAGCCGAAGCACUGUGUCACUUAUAGGCACAUGCAGAAGAGACUGAAAACUUCACUAGCUUGUAGAAGAAAUCUUUUGACAAGUUAGAGAGCACACAUGUGUUCAUGUGCAACCCCCAUGUCCUCCCCACCGCGCGCGCGCGCCCACACACACACACACACACACACACACACACACACACACACUCUCUCUCUCUCUCUCUCUCUCUCUCUCUCUCUCUCUCUGUAUCACAUGUUGUGAGAGUAUAUUGUAUAUUAAGGGGGGCAAACAUGAUACUGAGAGAGAUCAGCAACCUUUCAUGUUUAAUACGUUUAUUUGGUGUCACGGUUGCACGUAAAUUAUAAGAUUGCCAGUUUGUCUAUAUGGCCAACUUCAAAUCUAUAAAAUAAUGAAGCAACAGCAUAUAAGAGAUCAGUGAUAAAAAUGAAAUAAAUAGGGGAAAUAGUUAAGUAAUAUAAUAUACAUGACAGAUAGUGGGUGUUAUGUUUAGUUCUCUUGUAAUGGACUAAUUUGUAAUGAUUAUAGAUAUGAUAAAUGUACAGUUGAUAAUUAGCUUUAUCUUAGAUAACUGUCAUACAUUUCAUUUCUGUCAUAGAUCACUUUACAUACUGUAUUUAUAUGGUUUUUGUAGAUCUGAAAGUGUAGACUUAGUAUGGUUCUCUUGCAACUGAUGUGCAACUGUGUUAACAAACUAUUAUGUAUCAGAUACAAUAAUUGUGUUGAAUGACAUGUGUACAGUCAGGUUCAUGCUGUGCUGAUUAACAUAUUAAAACAGACAAGUUUGACUAUUAAUAAACAGAACUGCCUGUACAUCAGUUUCCGUGAGCCCACAAAGAUAAUACUUGGUGCUCUAAUUUUGCAGGGAAGAUGCUUUCAGACAUUAAUUAUAAUAGUUAAUGAACAGGUAACAAGAGGAAGGAACUUCCGUACACUACCUUUACUCUGUCCAGAUAGAUGAUGUUUGUUGACCUAAGAAAAUAUAUCACUGCAAAUAUUUAAUUCAACAUAUUUCACUGAUAUUUGCAGUGAAUAUUUAACAUGUUCCUUAGGCCACAUUUGUUUCAUAGAUUAAUAGUUUUAUACAAUUUAAGCUAAAAUUACCAUUUUUCUUAGAUUUUAGAAGAUAUCAAUCACUUCACCUUCUGUUAACCUCUCUAUAAUGUCCUUUGUUUAUUAAUCAUCAACAAUCAGUGUUAUUUAUUAUUUUCUAAAUAUUGGCAUUAAGAAUACAUUUUGAGUUUCAGUGUCAUCAUAUCUUGUUACAACAUAAUUUGCUAUUAUCAAUACAUUUUGCAAGCUGGUGGCAUUACAUAUUUUUGUCUCUUAAUUGCCUAGACCUUUGGCAAUUUCUGCAUGUGCCCUAUAUUUGUCACUGGGAAGUUCCAUGUGCAAUCCGAUUACAAUUUUCAUCUGCAAGUUGUGUCAGUACCAAUAUUUGAGAUUUGUUUUGAUCCUUCGUUCUGUGGUAUGAGGAUGUGGGUCUUGGAAUGGCAGUUAGCACUUUGUCAGCUAUAUAUUUUGAAUGAAGUUAAUAGAUACUAUUCUUUUUUCUUUCCACAAUGUUGAGUGUGAAACCAAAAAGUAUUGAAUAUAAUUAUUAUUUUGAGGAAUAAUUGUUACAUAUAUAGUGAAAGAUACAUUUAGGUAUCUUUAGAUAAUUAGAUAUCUUUGUUUGAUUUACAUUUUUGUACAUACUUGAACUUUCAAAAACUGGAUAACCUUGUUAACACUCUUCUAUAUUUUGACAAGAGCAUCACACCCUAUUAACAGCAGUUGUACAUGCUCUUACUUUUUUAAAGAUGUUAUCCUUUUUAUUUGUAAUGUUAUGUCACUACAAUAAUUGUGACAAUAUUUAUUAAUACACAACCAUUCAGUGUUGAGGUAAUUUACAGAAGUAGUGUUUUUGUGCAUGCCACUGCAUAUGUUUUCACUGUACAGUUAGAUGUAUAUGUGUGUUGCAAGCUGAUAUAUAGAAUGCUCUAACUUUCUCAUAAAAUCUGGAAGAAAUUGGUCAGAAAAAGGCAGUGGGCAUAAUGGUUUUUACAUUUUGAAAAGAGAGGAAACUAUUGUUUGUUUGUGACUGCCAAAUGCCUAACUGAAGAACUGAAGAGUGACUCUGUGUGUGUGUGUGUGUGUGUGUGUGUGUGUGUGUGUGUGUGUGUGUGUGUGUGUGUGUGUGUGUUUGUGAAAAAGGGGGGGGGGGGAGAUGGUAAGUAAAUGGUUGGUUUUACUUGCAUUUGCCAUUAAUGCUACUCUACCUGUGAAUCAGUGCUCAUUUUAUCAUAUACAUGAUCAUUAUCCUUCAUUGUGAAAAAGAAGCCAAUUUAUAAAUCAGUCAUAAGAAAGUGUAAAGAUGAAAGGUGUUGUAAAAGAACAUUGUUUUGUAUUAUAUGUAAAUGACAUGCAACUGAAGAUUUUAAAGCCUCUGCAGUGGAUUAAAAUCUGAAGUCAAAGCUGAAUAAUGAAUGUGACAUAUUAUCUGCAUUUAGUGCUGGGCAGUUGAUGCAAAUGAUUGUGUAAUACAGUUGAAGAAGAAAAAAAGAACCUGUACCAAUGCAUGAUAUUAAAAACAUUACAUCAUGUA
This is a messenger RNA of Schistocerca serialis cubense, 10463 nucleotides long. It is a transcript of the gene Crk, whose product is annotated as adapter molecule Crk. The transcript is spliced from 6 exons. Lineage: Eukaryota; Metazoa; Arthropoda; Insecta; Orthoptera; Acrididae. Bases 449 to 1267 code for a protein of 272 amino acids. Gene Ontology annotation, molecular function: protein binding. The record is from RefSeq and is a predicted model, not a curated record.